AUGGAAUCCAUGCCAGUGAUUGCUGAAGGUAACUCUUACAUGAACUUGAACAGUGUCUUGAUGUUAACUGGAACAAAUUAUAGAGCUUGGCUAGACUCCGUAGAAAACUACAUGGGAAUGCAUGAAAACAUAGACUAUUGCUUCACUGAGGACAAACCUGAAGAGUUAACUGAAAAGAGCACUAAGAAGGAAACUGAUCUUUACAAGAAGUGGCAUAGAUCCAAUAGAAUGGCUAAGAACCUCAUUCGAACCUCUAUGUCUAAGACUGUCAGGGGAAGUAUUGAAGAGCCUGAGCUAGCAUCAGAUUUUCUGGAACACAUAGGUGCUAAGUUUAAAGAAAGUGAAAAGGCAGAAGCAGCUAGGCUGACUAAAGAGUUUCAUGAUUUGAAGUACAUGGGUUCAGGGGGAGUUAGAGAGCAUAUUAUGAAGAUGAUCAAUAUAAAUGGCAAACUCAGAGAGCUCUUGAUGGGGGUCAAGUAA
Messenger RNA from Rosa rugosa (rugosa rose), 480 nucleotides. RefSeq lists its product as uncharacterized. The record is from RefSeq and is a predicted model, not a curated record. NCBI's taxonomy places the organism in Eukaryota, Viridiplantae, Streptophyta, Magnoliopsida, Rosales, Rosaceae. The transcript is spliced from 3 exons. The coding region runs from base 1 to 480 and encodes 159 amino acids.